Messenger RNA from Prorocentrum cordatum, 1258 nucleotides. NCBI's taxonomy places the organism in Eukaryota, Dinophyceae, Prorocentrales, Prorocentraceae. The record is from the annotation of a GenBank genome assembly.
GCGCCCCCGAGGCUCGAGCUGGCCCGAGAGGCUCCCUCGAGCGGGCGCGCGGGGCGGCGGCACCGCCCGCAGCCAUGCUGGUGGUGGACACUUGGCCCACCCAGGCCCCCCCCCCGUGCCUCCCGCCCGGGAGUGCCUGGCAUGGCCCUCGUGCAGCCGGCGCCGGCCUCGGCGCUGUCCCCGGCGCACGGCGCGAGCGGCCCCGCGCCCCCCGCGGCGGCGCCGGCAGGCGCCUCCGCGCUCUGCAGCGGCUGUGCCGCCGAGCUCCGCUCGGGCGCGCCGCCGCCCAGCGCCGGCCGAGCCCCCCUCGCAGCGGCGGCCGCCUGCGCCGCCGCCUUCGCGCUCGGCGCUGCCUCCGAGGGCGCGCGGCGGCGCGGCGGCGCGGGGAGGCUCGCCCGCUUGGUCUCGUUGCGCGCCAUCGGCGAGGAGGCGAUGGCGCCGGCCGCCGCGGCGGCGGCAAACGAGGUGCUCGGGCGCGCCAACCUGCUGAGGAUGGGCUGGCUGCCGUUCCCCCGCGGUCGCAAGCGAGCCGAAGAGCGCCCCGGCGUGCAGACGCUGGAGUUCGACGCGGUGGACGUCAGCGGCCUUGGGGCCUCGCCGGAGGAGGAGCUCGCCAUGCUCCGCAAGAAAGGGCCCAUGAAGGUGGCCAUGCUCGGGACGCGGGAGUGCCCUUACCAGCACCAGCAGGAGAUCGAGCUGCUGAGCGAAGCGCGGGUGAUGCGCGGCGACCACAUAUUCACGUCCGGCUCCACCGGCACCAACGCGUCAGUGAUCAAGGGUGCUCUGAAGGCGCGCCGCCCAGAGCUCCUCACGGUCGUGCUGCCCCAGAGCAUGAGCCAGCAGGACAAGGACUCGCAGAGCCUUCUGCGCGCCUGCCAGGAGCAGGGCGUGCAGGUGAUGCCCAUGCCGCAGCACGACGGGCCGCUCCGCUCCGCCCUGCCCAGCGCCGGGCGGCGCCCCGCGCCCGGCCGGGCGCCGCCUCUCUCGCCGAGCCACCUCCGCGGGCGGCCCCGUCGAGCGUCGGUCGCGCUUGUGCGCGCCAGGGGUCGGGGGGGCGGAGUGUCAGGGGAGGAAAGACCACCCGACCUCACCGCAAAGCCCCCCCCCAAAAAAGAAGGCUAGGCUGGCCGCACAGCCGUGCCCCUGGCCGCAGAGCCCUGCCCGCAGCGGGCCGCGCUGGGGCGGCGGCGGCGGCCCCCGGGCCGCGGGCAAUGUUCCCCCGCGCGGCGGCGGCGGCGGCGUGCGGAGGCGCCGCGCC